AUGCCUUUGAAAUGUGGGCUUCUACUUGGCCUAUUCCUCUUUGCUGUACCAGUAAUAGCUACCAAAGAAGGAAACAGACAGAGCCAAGAAGCAGAAGCUGUCGGCUCUCUGCACCUGGUUGAACUGCUGAGCUCAUCCAAGCAGACAUCUAGGAUCAGGUCCAUAUUUGAACUGGAGAGGCAUCGCACCAGGAGGUCAGCCUUUUUCCACUCGGGGGUUAAAGUGUGCCCCCAGGAGACCCUCAGGGAAGUUAUAGCCAGUCAUCAGGCCUACUACAAACUGAGAGUAUGCCAGGAGGCGGUAUGGGAGGCGUUCCGGAUCUUUUUCGACAGAAUUCCCGGCACCAGUGAAUAUCAGAAAUGGGUCCAUACAUGUCAGCACGACUCACUCUGCAUCUCGGACCUGGCCCAGAACUUCAGCAGCUCUGAAGAGCACAUGGACAUGGUGUACAGGAGAAUGAAUCUGCCAAGAGACAGGCUUCCGGAAAGAGAAGACACAACGACAAAGAUGGUAACAGAGUCUGUGCCAGAAGUAACAGAUGGACUUCCAGAAAGAGAAGAUACAACAACGAAGAUGGUAGCAGAAUCUGUGCCAGAAGUAAUAGGAAGACUUCCAGACAGAGAAGACACAACAGCAAAGUCAGUAACAGAGCCUGGGCCUACAGUAACAGACAGACUUCCAGAAAGAGGAGACACGACAGCUAGGUCAGUAACAGAAUCAGUGCCAGAAGUAACAGAUGGACCUCCAGAGAGAUGUUCAUUUUUCUCUCACAGAGAAGACACUACUGUUAAGUCGGUAACAGAGCCUGCUGCAGUAGUAACAGAAGAACCAGAGGAGGUCCCAGUCCAGCCUGAGAUCCCAAUAGAUUCAUCCGAGCCCAAUACUACCCAUCCCAGCAUCCCAACAGAGCCAGUAGGAACCUCAGAAGACUUUGAACAGGAAACUACAGACGUCCCAGAGGAGGACUUGGAGAUGCCCAAUGUGGUGCCUGAGGAGCUGUUGGUGCAGGUAGUGGAGUUCAGUAUAAGCCUGGUGGACCCUGGGUACAGGGAACUGCUAGGUGACGCUGAUUCACCUCAGUACCACGACCUCUCACGUCACCUACAAGACCAGAUGCAACAUGUAUUUGAUGACUUGCCGGGGUUUAAAGACAUCCAAGUGCUGGGAAUCAGCGAGACGGAAGGGAAUGAUGGAUCUGGAGGAAUAUCAGUGCACUAUGCGGUUAUCUUUGAGAUUAUUGCACCUGACAUCGCAGAGGACAGCCUGGAGGACACCAUAAGUACAGCAGGUGGACCUAGCCUGAGGGAGACUAUGAAAAAAGCACUUGCUGAGGAGGCCUCUCUGCCAAUCGACCUUGAUACGCUGUCCUUUGAUCCAGGCAAAACUUUGACAUCAACUUCAACACCAGCCUCUGAAGUCUUAGAAGACGUUGCAACUGAGUUUCCUGAGCCAGACACUUAUGAUGACCUAGGAAUAUCAACAGAAAAGCCAGAGAUUGUGGAAACUCCUCUUUCCCCAAUCAAAGAUGUGAAUGACCUAGAUACACUGUUAGAUCCAACGGCUACUACAGAAACAAGUGUCUCUCAAACAACACUACCAACAAGUGAACCUGAAGAGGAGGUGUUCAUCACCCACAUGAUUGAAACAAUAACAGGAGAAAAUGGUGAGCUCAUAAGAGACAUUUUCCCCACACCCCCACCGGAAGUACUCAGUGAGCCACCAAGUGAAGAUGCUAGUGAAGAGGGGACAGAUGCCCCAGAUCAGACUCCAAACCUCAUUUCAGAGGAUGACUUACCAUUACCACCAAUCGAUGAACAUCUUGACAAGCCUUUCCCAGACAGUGACUUGAGUCCUAACAUGAUAUCAGAGGAUGACAUCAUUUCAACAUCAGUCACCACAACACAGAUUUUGCUCACCACAGCAACAGUGCCCCCUCCCUCUGAGGACACUGAAUUACCAGUUACAACAGACUGGGCCAUUACCUUACAGCCUCCUACUGAGCCUAUUGAGUCACUGACUAAGGAGGAAGAGGAAUCAAACAUACUUCCAAUUGAGGAAGAGACACCUGAGCCAGACAGAGAAGAUAAGGUACUUGAGGAUCCUAGUUCAGAUAAGCCAGUGAAAGGGCCUGAAGAGGUUCAGGAACCUGAUGAGACAGCAGAACCCACAGAAUAUGAAGACUUUUCUGCAGGUGAGCUUGAAGAAGAGACUGAAUUAACGGAACCUGAAAAGACUGAGGAAGAGGUUGAAGUAACAGAACCUGAAGAAAAUAUUGAGGCAGUAGAACCCCAUAAAGAGGUAGAGGCAGUAGAAGCCAAGAAAGAGGUUGAGGUAACAGAACCCAAAGAAGUAGAUGCUACAGAAGCCAAAGAAGAAGUUGAGGUAACAGGACCCAAAAAAGAGGUUGAGGUAACAGAACCCAAGGAAGAGGUAGAUGUUACAAAACCCAAAGAAGAGGCUGAGGGAACAGGACUUAAAAAAGAGGUCCCGGUAACAAAACCCAAAGCAGAGGCUGAGGCAACAGAACCCCAAAAAGAGGUUGAGGCAGUAGAACCCAAGAAAGAGGUUGAGGCAGUAGAACCCAAAAAAGAGGUUGAGGCAGUAGAACCGAAGAAAGAGGUUGAGGUAACAGAACCCAAGAAAGAAGGUGAGGCAGUAGAACCCAAAAAAGAGGUUGAGGUAACAGAACCCAGGAAAGAGGUUGAGGCAGUAGAACCCAAGAAAGAGGUUGAGGUAACAGAACCCAAGAAAGAGGUUGAGGUAACAGAACCCCAAAAAGAGGUUGAGGUAACAGAACCCAAGAAAGAGGUUGAGGUAACAGAACCCAAAAAAGAGGUUGAGAAAACAGGUGAAGUAACUGAACAUGAAGAAAAGACUGACGUAUCAGAAUCUAAAGUAAAGGUUAAAGAGACAAAACCAGAAAAAGAAAUUGAUAUAACAGAACAUGAUGAAGACACUGAGGUAAUAGAACCUAAAGAAGAGACUGAGAUAGUGGAAACUGAAGAUGAAGUUAAAGUAGUGGAACAUAAAGAGGAGGGUAAGGUUGAUGUUGAAAGAACAGAAAUGGAAGAGAGUGGGGUAGCAGGACCAGAAGAAGUGGCAAAGGUACCAGAACGUGAGGAAGACACUGAGUCAGUGAAACAUGAGAUAGAACCUGAGGUUGAAGAAACUGUCAAAGAUCAUGAGGUAGGACACCCUGAGAAAAAAGGUGAAGUAGCAGAACCAGGUGUAAAGGUUGAGGCAACAACUCCUGAAGAAGAGGCUGAUUUAUCAAAACCUUGGGAAGAAAAGGAGGCAGCAAAACCCAAAGAAGAGGUUGAACCACCAGAACCCAAGGAAGAACUUGAGGAUGAGGUAGCAACUGAAGCUCCUGUAUCUGAGGAACAAGCAACUGAGCUUCCUGCCAACACACCAAAGCUUGAGGACCAGGUUAAGGUACCAGAACAUGAGGAAGAGGUAGCAAGUGAAGUUCCUGUACCUGAGGAAGAACCAACUGAGCUUCCUGCCAACAUACCAAAGCUUGAGGAUCAGGUUAAGGUACCAGAACAUGAGGAAGAGGUAGCAAGUGAAGCUCCUGUACCUGAGGAAGAACCAACUGAGCUUCCUGCCAACAUACCAAAGCUUGAGGACCAGGUUAAGGUACCAGAACCUGAGGAUGAGGUAGCAAGUGAAGCUCCUGUACCCGAGAGAGAACCAACUGAGCCUCCUACUGAUAUGAUUAAGAUUAUUCCACCAGAUAUUUCCAAAGACACUGAGCCUGGUGGGGGCAUUGAUUAUCAUGAUUAUCAUUACCCUGAAGAGCCUGCAAAUCUGCCCUUUGUUCCCACAAAGGGCAAAGAGGAUGUAGGCCAGCCUGAGCAUGUGGAUCAUCCCGAAGAUGAACAUUCUGAAGUCCCAGUUGUCAAGGAAGAUGCUGAAGCAUCUGAGGUCAUAACAGCAGAACCACAUGAGGAUACCACAGCUGGUGUUCAGCCUGUUGAAACAACUUUAGAAGAAGCACAACCUGAUGAGAACACUGAGACAGCUGUACAAGAAGAUGAAGAGCCAUCACCUGCUGAGGAUUCUGAAAUUAUCAAGAGAGAAGAGAACACCGGUGAAACAGAGGUCAUUCCUAAAAUGCCAGAAGUCGUCACUGAAUCAGUCCCAGAACAGCCCCCUGCAACAGAGUCUCCUCCAACAACUAUAUCAGCACCUGUUCUAGAGGAGGAGGAAUUACCUACAACCAUAUCUGUAGAUGUGGAGGAGGUUGAACAUAUGGAGACUGGAGAGAUGGAUGGAACAGAGGAGGUGGCUUUACCGAAGGAUGACUUACACUCUGAGGUGCAAGAUCUAGCUGGAGAGCUGGAUCAGAUGGAUGUAGUGAGCACAGAGACCAUCGAUCUGCUGAGUUAUGGAACUGGGUAUAUUUUUCCCAAUGAAGACCAUCCAUUCGAGAGCACAGUUGCUCCGCCACUGAAGUAUUUGACGACACCUUCGAUGACCACAGCUAGCAAAGGCAAAGAGCUUGUGGUGUUCUUCAGUUUGCGAGUCACAAACAUGAUGUUCUCUGACGACCUCUUUAACAAGAGCUCUCCUGAAUACAGGUCUUUGGAAAACAGAUUCAUUGAACUGCUGCUGCCGUACCUGCAGUCCAACCUAACUGGCUUCAAGCAGCUGGAGAUUCUCAACUUCAGGAACGGGAGCGUGGUGGUCAACAGCAAGAUGAAAUUUGCCAAGUCUGUGCCAUACAACAUCACCCGAGCCGUCCACUGCGUUCUGGAGGACUUCUGUAAUGCAGUUGCCCAGCGUCUUGACAUGGAGAUCGACAGCCAUUCGCUAGAUGUCGAACCAGGUGAUCAAGCUGACCCUUGCAAGUUUCUGGCCUGCAAUGAGUUCUCGCGCUGCGUGGUGAACCGCUGGACGAAGGAGGCCGAGUGCCUGUGCGAACCAGGAUACGUCACGGUGGAUGGACUGCCCUGCCAGAGCCUCUGCAUCGUCCAGCCUGAUUUCUGUCUCAAUGGCGGAGAGUGUGAAAUUGUACCUGGGCACGGCGCAGCUUGCAGAUGUCCCGUAGGUAAAUUCUGGCACUUUAACGGGGAGAGAUGUGCCGAGUUGGUCUCCGUGCCUCUAGACCCUUUUCUUUUCCUAGCCUGCCUCGUGGGGGCCCUCACCUUUGUUUUUGCCAUCAUUGCACUCUUGAUAUCUAUGUUCAGGAAAUGUGUACGGACCAGAAAGACACUGGCUUUAGUGUAAGCAGGUCUUUUUUCGUCAAAUUUCACUGUG
This is a messenger RNA of Colossoma macropomum (tambaqui), 5262 nucleotides long. RefSeq names its product interphotoreceptor matrix proteoglycan 1. Bases 1 to 5232 code for a protein of 1743 amino acids. The transcript has 20 exons. NCBI's taxonomy places the organism in Eukaryota, Metazoa, Chordata, Actinopteri, Characiformes, Serrasalmidae. The record is from RefSeq and is a predicted model, not a curated record. Gene Ontology annotation, biological process: visual perception.